UAAGAAAGAGCUCUCUUUCAUUCAGAGCAGGGACGACGGUGGGAAGCUAAUAUAGUAACUCAAAUUAUUACCUGUGAUUUACAACCCUCCAACUUCAACACCAACUUCAUCACAAAAACGACGAGAACAUCGUAGAAUACCUACAUAUAGAACACAGGAUAUUACUAUCGCACCACUCCAACCGCCCCCCAUACUACUGUCGACAAAUGCAUCGUCAUAACCACUUAUCCACUCGCAUAUUUCGCGCGUCCCUCCACCUUGCAUAAACGACACCUUAACCAUGUUCUUAAAUCCCCAAUCGCGAUGUUCUUCUUUCGCGGCCUCUCCCGAACGUCCAUUAGGCGCCUCUCCAAGUUGGCCAGUAUCCCAUCACGACCUUCCACGACACCCCGCAUCGGCAACAGCACAUUAACAUGCAGAAGAAGGUACCACGUCGAGGGCUUGAUGCUUGCUCCAGUGGUCUUCGGUGGCUUGUUCGUAGCGCUUUGGACCUGGAAAUGUUUUAUGCUCGUCAUUUUUCAGAACAAGAUCAUUUACAUGCCCGGUCUGCCGCCUAAUUCGCGGUGGGAGAAGAUUCAAGAUUAUGCUGGCCGAUGCGCUGGUAUUCAAUGGCGCGAGGAAAGAGUCCGCGCCAGAGACGGCACAGAUCUGGCUUUAUGCAUCACAGACUUAGACCUUGGUUCUAGUGCAACGUCUGUACAGCCGAGUGUUGCAUUCUAUAUCCUGUAUUUCCAGGGGAAUGCCUCAUCGAUUCCCCCACGAUUGCCCGAUCUCUCUUCUGCGCUGUGUAUGCUGAAGCGACGGUCCAUGCAAUGGCAUGACGGGAAUAUCCGAUGCACCAUGGUAUGCCUUAGCUACAGAGGCUAUUGGACAUCACGAGGCAGCCCAACCGAGAAAGGUAUUAAUAUGGAUGCUGCCGCGGCCCUACAUUGGAUUUCUCAGAUGCAUCGUGAUACUUAUGGCGGGGAAGAUGGUGAGUCGAGACCAUCGGCAAAGCUUGUGCUUUGGGGACAAAGUAUUGGCGCGGGAGUGGCUACCAACCUCGCUGCUCAGACUCCGAUGCCAGCGAAUAUACAGCUAGACUCGCUGAUUCUCGAAACCCCCUUCACUUCUAUUCGUGCCAUGCUAGAGGUUCUCUAUCCACAGAAGUGGUUACCCUAUCGGCAUCUUUGGCCCUUUCUACGGAAUCACUUAGACAGCUGGGAGAAUCUAGGAAUUAUAUCCGAAAAAUAUGGAUCUAGCAAAUCCCCUGAGAUAUUUGUCUUAGAAGCAGCCAAGGACGAGCUUGUCCCACAAGAGCUGAGUCAGAAGCUCUAUGACAGGUGUUUAGACACCCAGUUUCCUGUGUCUAGAGAAGUCGUAGGCGGGGCAUUUCACAACGACACCAUGUUUCGAGGCGAAGGCAGAAGAGCUGUCUCCAAUUUCUUGUCGCACAGAAUUGCUUCCGCUCGUGUCUGAAUUUCAUUGGCCCUAUCACCAGUGGUAUCACCACUGUAACCUGUGUUCCACAAAGCUGGGACAUUGACUUGGGUCAAUGCAAUGCUUCUUUCUUACCCGUAUGUAGCCAAAUAUGACUGCCGGUCUACUUCCUACUCAUAGUAGGUACCGACUACCCCUCUAGGUAAUUCCCGAUCAUCUAACCAAGCUCCUAAAGAGAGUAUUGGAAAACGAUGGGUCGAUAGGUAGUUACAGGAUCUCAAGUGCAUCGAUAUUGAUAGCUAUAAUGGGAUAGAGCCUCGUCUGAUA
Molecule: messenger RNA, 1746 nt
Organism: Annulohypoxylon truncatum
Lineage: Eukaryota; Fungi; Ascomycota; Sordariomycetes; Xylariales; Hypoxylaceae
Product: alpha/beta-hydrolase
Exons: 2
Coding region: 304-1458 (384 amino acids)
Cellular component (GO): membrane
Molecular function (GO): palmitoyl-(protein) hydrolase activity
Source: RefSeq, a predicted model, not a curated record